Messenger RNA from Marasmius oreades (fairy-ring Marasmius), 954 nucleotides. RefSeq lists its product as uncharacterized. The transcript is spliced from 4 exons. Lineage: Eukaryota; Fungi; Basidiomycota; Agaricomycetes; Agaricales; Marasmiaceae. The record is from RefSeq and is a predicted model, not a curated record. The coding region runs from base 1 to 954 and encodes 317 amino acids.
AUGCACUCUGCCACACUCGCUCUCGGCCUCUCAGCUUUUGUCGCAGUCGCCACGGCCUUGCGUAUUGUCAGUGAUAAUCCAGCAUUCCCAGCUGCCGGCAGGCAAGGAUGCAUUACUGCGUCUUCCAACACCACCGGUGCAGCGGUCGUCAUUCAAGACUGCACGAAUCUAGUAGAGCAAGACUGGACGUUCGUGGAGAAUUCUGCACCUCAGCAACUCAGGGUUCUCGGUGACAAGUGCGUGGAUGUAAUUGACGGCAACAACGCUGACGGUGCCAAACUCCAAAUCUGGACCUGUGUCGCUGGAAACACGAACCAGCUUUUCAUCCCCGUCGCUAGUUCUACCUACCAAUGGGCAGGAACGAACAAAUGUAUUGACCUCACCGACGGUAACAUCAACAACGGAAAUCAGCUACAAGUCUGGACCUGCGACCCGAACAACUCCAAUCAGAGGUGGACUGCCAGUUCCAGUUCCCCUCCUCCGCCAGUGGAGCUAGUCCGAUUUCAAUUGGCAACCGUAGCACCUCAAUCUUCCUUAUGCAUAGGAGGAGCAUCUUCCGAUGUCGACGGUACGACAGUUACGCUCGCCUCGUGUGGUGACUUAAACACUGUCAACUGGAUCCUUCCCCCUAUGGGAGCCAACCAUAACACAUUCACCGGUCAGAUCAAGUCGACCGACGGGAAAAAAUGUCUCGACGUCCGUGACGGAAACCCAACCAACGGAGGUUUAGUCCAAAUUUGGUCAUGCACGGAUGGGAACACGAAUCAAUUAUGGCAAAUUUCUAAGCCAGAGGAUUUGUCGGUGGUUACGAUUUCUUGGGUUGGACAGAACAAGUGUGUGGAUGUUAAAGAUGGGGUUUAUGCGCCUGGUACCGCUCUUCAAAUGUGGGACUGCGACUCCAAUUCCCCCAACCCGAGUAAUCUCAACCAGUUGUGGAACCCUCUCUUCGCGUAG